GGCUUAGGCUGUAAAAUGGCGCGGCCAUACUCGCGGCCGCACUCGUCGAGGUCUGGGAAUGGCGCUGCCGCGUAAGUCCAAGCAUGGCACCCAGCCGAGUCAUGCUUCUUUCGUUGCACAUGCUACAUCAAGCCGCAUGCCUCGAGGAGUUGGUCGAUGAAGCCGCCUGGUGGGCACGGCCGCCGCGCGACUGCGACAGCGACGUGUAUCUGUCUAUGGUGAUGGUCGGGCGGAAUGACAAUUACGGCGGGACCUUCCAGAGUCGCUUGGCGACGUCACUGCGCAUUAACCUGCACCUACUGAACAAACACACACACGCCAGCGGCGCUUCCGGCUUCGCCGCCGAGGUUAUCUUCGUGGAAUGGAACCCUCUGCCAAGCGGCCCGUCGUCGGCAGCGCUGCUUGCCGAAUACGCGGCUGCGGCCGCACGCCAAUCGCCCCACCCACCAGUCACGCGCGUGCGUGUCGUGACCGUCCCCCCCGUUGUGCACAACGCACUUCGGGCGCUGUGGCGAGCAACGCCGCCGAAGACGUUUCCGCCCGUGCUCGAGUACCUCGGGAAAAAUGUAGGUGUUCGGCGAGCGAGGGGGAAAUUUGUGCUAACGACGAACCCUGAUGACGUCCUCUCCGCAAGCCUUGUGGCGUCUUUUGCCAAGAUGAAUCUCCUGGCCGUCAACUUCUACCGCGCGGCGCGUGGAAAUUGCAACACGCGCGCAUGGCAGCAGAUCUCCCGGAAAAAAUUUGGUGCGAAUCGCGACGCCGAGUUUCACGAGCUUGACCGUUGCGUCGGCGGAGUGAGGUUCCCGACAAAGUUUUGGGACGGCCAGCCGCACCAGGUCUCCGGGUCUUGCGCGAAUGGUGGCCUCGACAAGAGUAUUCCGACUAAUCCGGCGACGCACGCUUCCGUUCUGAAAGUCACACCAUUUGCUUACGCAUCCGGUGACUUUUGGCUGGCCGCACGACGCACGUGGCACAAAAUUGGUGGUUACAUCGAGGCUGGUGUCAUCGAGGGUGGCAAGUCCACGUUCUCCAUGUCGACAUGGGGCCUCGAUGGUUUUUCGCUCUGCCGUGCACUCGCGGGCGCCCGGGUACCGCAGACUACGUUUGACCAGCGUUGCAUGACCAUCCAUCUAGACCACGACCACAAAUCAUCUGCCACCUCGCCGCACACUGGUCCCCUCAAUUUGACCAUGCCGCCUUUUGAUGCCACACGUCUUGCGCGGCGCGAAAAGUCAAAUCUUCCAUAUUCUUUCUAAACUGAACCGAAUCACAACACGAGAGGCACACAUGACUUGCUUUCACCAGAACGUCACACCAUGCGCGCGCAGGAUUCAAGGCAGUGUUACGCGCCUGGAACGCUACGGUCGUGCACCCAGAUGCGACCGAAGCAGCCAACGCUACGUCUGCGGCUGCCAUCGCCCGGGCAUCGACACGCUUCACGGCCGCGUGGGCCACAGCUGUUAUAAUGUACGGUCAAAGGGUCAAACCAGAUGGCUGGAACCACCCGUCGUGCGUGAGCAUGGGCCGGGAUCGCGUCGGGAACGAACGACUCUUUGACGAACAAAAGCGUGCGCACGCUCCCCAUCUUUUUGGUUGGCCGGAGCUAUCGCUGCCCACCGCGGUCGUCUGGCCGGCUGGACUCCACGAGCGUGACCUCGGAAGUUGCGCAGCGGCGCCAGGCAAAUAAGUUUGAACUGUGGUGUUUUCAAAGUUGGCAAACACUGGCACACUAGGGGCCUAGUGGGGCAGCGCGG
This is a messenger RNA of Pelagomonas calceolata, 1754 nucleotides long. The record is from the annotation of a GenBank genome assembly. NCBI's taxonomy places the organism in Eukaryota, Pelagophyceae, Pelagomonadales, Pelagomonadaceae.